AUGGCCACCCCUAUCAAGAAAACCCCAGUAAAGCAACCUGAAUGGUUCGCACCUGUUAACAAGAAUGACCAAAAACCAACGUUAAAAAUAUACAACUCAUUAACUCGUUCCAAGGAAGAUUUCCACACUAUUCGUCCAGGUCACAUAUCAUGGUAUAGUUGUGGUCCAACUGUAUAUGACCAUUCUCAUAUGGGCCAUGCUAGAAAUUACGUUUCUACUGAUAUUUGUAGAAGAAUCUUGCAAGACUAUUUUGGUUACAAUAUCAAGUUUGUUCAAAAUGUUACUGAUAUCGACGAUAAAAUUAUAAUUGCAGCACGUCAACAAUACUUGUUCGAACAGAAAGUAUCCAAUGUCUACACCCAAUUGAAUGACGAACUUUUACAAAACUCUAAAAGGUUCUUGUCCAGUUAUAUUGAAAAGAACUUGCCAGAAUUUACCGGGUCAAUUGAAUCUGAAUUUGAUCAAUGGAGCAAGACUAUCAACACCCAAUCAAACUAUGAAACCCUUGUCAAGGAGAAGCCAAAGUUGCCAAUGUAUGUCAAAGCAGCCACUGUAGCCCACCAAGCAGUAUACUCCAAGGCACCCGGCUCGAUUGAAGAGUUUUUGGCUGCUAUUAAAGAUACUGCCAUGCCAUAUUUGGAUUCCCAAUAUGGUUCGACUGUAACCGAUCCAGAAAUCUUCCGUAAGUUGCCAGCAUACUGGGAAAAAAGAUAUAACGAAGAUAUGGCAAGAUUAAACGUAUUACCACCAACUGUCACCACCAGAGUAUCAGAAUACAUUCCUGAUAUUGUUGCUUAUGUUGACAGAAUCAUUGAAAAUGGAUAUGGUUAUCGUACUGACGAUGGAUCAGUAUAUUUUGAUACUGCCAAAUAUGAACAUUCUCACCAUGAUUAUGCAAAAUUACAACCUUGGAACAAAGGUGAUAUGAGUUUAAUCAAUGAUGGUGAAGGUAGUUUAACUGCUGGUAAUGCCAAGAAGAACCCUUCCGAUUUCGCACUUUGGAAAGCCUCAAAGCCAGGAGAACCAUCAUGGGAAUCCAAAUGGGGUAAAGGUAGACCAGGUUGGCAUAUUGAAUGUUCAGUUAUGGCCUCCGAUAUCACUGGCGAACAAAUGGAUAUUCAUUCAGGUGGUAUUGAUUUAUGUUUCCCUCAUCACGAUAAUGAAUUGGCCCAAUCAGAAGCUUAUUAUGACAAUAGACAAUGGGUUAAUUAUUUUAUGCACAAUGGUCAUUUACACAUUCAAGGACAAAAAAUGUCUAAAUCUUUGAAAAAUUUUAUCACUAUUGAUGAAGCUUUGCGUGAUUUCUCAAGUAGACAAUUACGUUUGGUAUUUGCCUUGAGUCCAUGGGAUAAACCACUUGAUUUUAAGGAUUCUUUAAUUAACGAAGUCAAGAGUAUCGAAUCUAGUUUUUCCAAGUUCUUCACCAAUGUCCGUGCCUUGGAUUCAGACUAUAAGCAUACCGUAGAAGAAGGUGGGUUUGUAUCUAGAAAAAUCACCGAGGUUGAAAAACAACUUUAUGAUGAUUUAGCUAUCGCUCAGGAUGAGGUUGAUACUGCAUUUAAUGAUAAUUUAUCCAGUGGUCAAGCCCUCAGAGCUAUUCAAGAACUUAUUUCCAAAGCCAACAACUAUAUUCAACUUGCUACUUUAAACAAGGUUGAGUUGAGAAUCGAAGUAUUGUUAGCAAUCACCAAUUGGAUUGUCAAGAUUUUGAAUAUUUUAGGGUUUGAAACAAGACCAGAUAGAUUAGGCUGGAAUGAUUCAACUGGGGGCAACAAUGGUGAUGCCGCUAGCACUGAAGAUAUCGCUUUACCUUACGUCAAAGCACUUUCUCAAUUCAGAGAUUCUGUUCGUGGAUUAGCUAUCGCCAAGGCUGAUAUGAAGGAGAUUUUAAAUGCGUGUGAUUCCAUUAGAUCCCAAUUGGUCAACUUGGGUGUGUCAUUGGAUGAUAGACCAAAUGGGUCUGCUUUGGUCAAGUUCUUGAACGAACAAGAAAAGCAACAGUUGAUUGAGCAACAAGAAGCCAAGGCAAAAGCUAUUGCUGAAAAGGAAAGAAAGAAGCAAGAACAAGCUCUUGCACAAGCCAAGAAGGAACAGGAAAGAUUGGAAAAAAUGAAGACUCCGCCAUCUGAAUUAUUCAAGGAUUCAUCAUUGUACUCAGAAUGGGACCAAGACGGUAUCCCUGUAACGGAUGCUAAGGGAGAGAAAAUCAGUAAUAGUAUGAGGAAAAAGUUGACCAAACAAUUUGAAAAGCAAAAAGCCCUCUAUGACGAGUAUUUGAAAAGUCAACAGUAA
This is a messenger RNA of Spathaspora passalidarum NRRL Y-27907, 2292 nucleotides long. RefSeq names its product cysteine--tRNA ligase. The coding region runs from base 1 to 2292 and encodes 763 amino acids. Gene Ontology annotation, cellular component: cytoplasm. Gene Ontology annotation, biological process: cysteinyl-tRNA aminoacylation. The transcript has a single exon. Gene Ontology annotation, molecular function: ATP binding; cysteine-tRNA ligase activity. The record is from RefSeq and is a predicted model, not a curated record. NCBI's taxonomy places the organism in Eukaryota, Fungi, Ascomycota, Pichiomycetes, Serinales, Debaryomycetaceae.